AUGAGGCGAAAUUUUAAUUUAAGCAAAAAUCCAGGAGCACCUAUUUCUCUAAAACCUACAACUGUGUUAAGAUCUAUACGAUCUAAUAAUGUAAGAAAUUUAUCAGGUGAAUGCCAGGAAGAGGCUCGUCAACAGUUAAAUGACUUUAUUAGACAACGACCAAAAGUUGUUGAUAGACCAAUAAGAAAUAACAAAGAUAGUGAGUCUGAAGAUUUAUCGUUGUAUAUGAAUGACAUUUUAAAUGAACAAUAUGAUCCUGGUAGUUAUAACUUAUCUCAGUCAUCAAAAUGUAAUAAUAGAACAAUAAAAAGAAAAUUUCAUCCAACAAUUUCUUAUAAAUGUAAUAAAAACAAAGAAAAGUUAUGUUUUGAUGAUACUUCUGAGCCUCAGAUAUUUGUGAAUAGUAACGUAAAGAGAAAGGAUCGAAAACAUACAUUUUCUCAAUUAGAAGAUAGUGAAGCUCUGAGAGGAGAAGAGACUUUGUAUAAAGAUGGCGAAGUAUCAAAAAGAAACGUCCGUUUUUGUGAUUGUUGUUUCAAAAAUUCAAAAAAAUCUGUUUUGAAGAAUGUAGAAAAUAAGGAACCUUUUGAGAAAUUUUUGCAAGAUUCAACACACACACCAUCAACAGAUGAUUUACUAUGUAAAGAAGUAUCUCCUGUAUCUAAAAUGCUUGAAAAACGAAAAAUUCAGUUAAAUUAUGGUUCAAUAAAAUUGUCUUCUCAACAAAAGGAAAAAAGAAAAAAAGAAUGGAACCCUGAAAAGUUGGGAAAUAUUUCUCGUAAUAUUAGUGAAGGAAUACCUCAUCUAAUAAUGUCGAGUGAAAAACCAGUAACAUAUCAAGGAGAAUUAACAUCUUUAAUGAAAAAAAUGUUUACACAAUUCAAAAUACCACAGUCUCCAUUUACAAACUUAGGUAGAACACCUUCUGAUAACAUUAGUGCUCAAAUAAAAAAUUUCAUCAAUGCAACAUCUCCAUUUAUUUCAGAUGAUGGUAAAGUUUCAAAAUCAUGUCUAGAAGAAACGUUAAACUUUAAUUUAAAUGAAUCAUUUAAUUCUGAUGUUUUAAGUAUUGAUUUGGAAAGAGAAUUGAAUAAUAUUAGUAGUUCAGAAAAUUUUUUAAAUUCCACAAGUUUUUAG
This is a messenger RNA of Strongyloides ratti, 1137 nucleotides long. RefSeq lists its product as hypothetical. The coding region runs from base 1 to 1137 and encodes 378 amino acids. The transcript has 3 exons. The record is from RefSeq and is a predicted model, not a curated record. Lineage: Eukaryota; Metazoa; Nematoda; Chromadorea; Rhabditida; Strongyloididae.